AUAGAAACUCUGACAUCGCUCUCACAGUUACGUGCUGUUGUCAGCGUUUUGUGAAAAAUCUGUUGUCACUAGUUAUUGCGAGAACGUUUAUAAAAUAGGUUGGUAACGUGCUUGUGGUGGUUGUUGUUUAGUGUCUGUUGAGGGGAAGCUGUGUGACUAACGUUUGGUGCUAACGUUAGUGCUCGUUAAGCUAACUCAGUAGCCCCGACGUUACUGUAUCCACAGCGAAAACAACGUUAGUUCACAUGAGUCAAAGUAAGUUUCACCGAUGGAGAUCACUCCCAAAGCGGCUAAAUUAAAAGUGUAUUCUUCACCUUGUAGUUCAGUGGAGUCAAGCCCCUGUGAAUAUAAAGAGCAAAAGCAUCAUCAAAAGCUGAGUUCCUCUCUGAGGGAGAGGCUGAAGAGAUCAAGGCGCUCCUUCACCUCGCCCUUCUCUGUGGCCAAACGCCUUUGUGUUGAUGAUGAGGAGGAGAACGGCCAACAAGUUUCAGCAGAUUCGCGGGAGACAGUUAAUAACCCUCCACUGAUCAUUCCCAACGUAGAUGUAAACCGAAAUGAGGCAAGAUCAGGGAGUGAAAGGUUUUCGGGAACUAUUCCCCAACCAACACAUCAUCCUUCAGAAGACUUUGCACAACAACGAGAACAACUGAGGAAGGAGGUUAAAGACAAGAUGGAGACUCUGCGCAGGCUCAAGAUGGUUCAAACGUACAGAAGCAAGAAUGAUUUAACACGGCUCCAAACCUUGAUUGACAAGUGGCGGAGUUGUGCUCAGGCUGCACUAUAUGAGCUCCAGUCAGACAUCCCCAUACAUGGAGGAAAGGCCAGUCUGUCAGAGCUUAUUGAUCUCUUUGGGCUGGAUGAUGGCAUUCUGCACUUUGACCGCACAGAGGAGGACUUCACUAACUAAUAAAUAUGAUUUAAAAAACAAGCAACAUUUGUUUCAUCAGUGUAAAAAAUUCUAGAGGGCAACAGUCAUAUUUAAAAUAUAAUGAGUUGACUAAUUGUUGUGUUUGUUGCUGCUAUUCCAUUUUUAUUCACAGCUGAAGUUGUACAUUUCAUGUUAAGUUUACUUGCUAAGAGGCAUGUAAAUAAACCCAUGUUUUCUGUUGAAGAGA
Chelmon rostratus (copperband butterflyfish) is the source of this 1115-nucleotide messenger RNA. RefSeq names its product SWI5-dependent homologous recombination repair protein 1 (gene sfr1). The coding region runs from base 269 to 907 and encodes 212 amino acids. Gene Ontology annotation, biological process: positive regulation of DNA-templated transcription; double-strand break repair via homologous recombination. Lineage: Eukaryota; Metazoa; Chordata; Actinopteri; Chaetodontiformes; Chaetodontidae. Gene Ontology annotation, cellular component: Swi5-Sfr1 complex. The record is from RefSeq and is a predicted model, not a curated record. The transcript has 3 exons.